AUGAAGAAACAAUUCUUGAACUAUUACGAGAUACUUUCACAGGUAUGGUUCAACAAGUAUACAAUAAUAUUAGUCCUUAUGACUAUCAAAAUAUAUCUAUUUACGAACUCAAUCCUAUCAAAUUUGACAAAUUUCAAAGCCUACACAGAAUCAAUAUGUACUUCGCUUGAUACAUAUUCUACGGUAAUAGCCUCAUUGCCAGAGCAGCUAUCCAAGGUUAUUAACCAUAUGGUUGCGUCCACUUUAAAUAGCAUGAAAAUGCAAUCAUUGAAGAUGCUAAUGACAAUAAUAACUAUCAUAAAGCUGUUAAUUGUGUUUUACAUAGAUAUAUUCUUGGGGACAUAUAUUUGUAUCUUGACAGCUGCGAUUGGUGGGACCGUCGAUUUUGCAUUAGAUUCUACUCAGCUGGUUCUUAAAUCGGUAAACGAAACUAUUAUUUCAGUAAGCGAAGACAUACAAGAUGGAUUGAAUGGACUCCUGAAAGUUAUUAAUACGUUGCUCUCUGGAGUUGAUAAAGUAAAAUCCUUCUUUACAAAUCAAGACACAGAUUCUACUGAAUACGUGGAUAAAGUUAAUCUAUCUAUAAAAGCAUUGCAAAAUAUAAAAAUUCCCAAUUCAGUACUUACAGACAUCGAUAAUUUUAAAGACAAAGUACCAGAUUUCAACGAAUUACAAAAUACAUCGAAGCUUGUAAGUAAACCUUUUGAAAUAAUAACUCAGGAGCUUAAUGAACUGGCUCACUUUAAAAACAUCACGGUGGACCAAUUGAAGUUAGCAAGCACUCCACCUGUUAAUUUUUGUUCAAACUCGUUAGAUAUAGACAAGUUCUAUUCUAACUUAGCCAAAAAGGUCCAGUUCACCUCAAAUAUAAUUAUAAUUGUUUUACUUAUCAUGGCAAUGUUUGCUAUUGCCUCGUUAGUUGUUGUUGAAUAUUUCAAAUGGAGAAAAUCCCAAAGAAUGAUAAAUGAAAUACUUGCAGAUAAGAAUCAAGAAUCAUAUUUUGUUCUGACAAGGAACAUAAUGAAUAAAUAUAAUAGCAGCUUAAUUUAUUAUAUUGAAAAAUUUGUCACUAUACCGCCUUCUAGAAAAGAUAAUCUAUACUGGUUACUAUCUUAUAUUACAACGCCCUACUCGUUAACGGUGCUCAUUAUUGGUCUUGCUGGUUUAUUUACAGUGAUGCUACAAUUCAUUAUCCUCCAAAUCAUCUUGAAAAGCUUUAAAAGCCUAACAACAGAAUUGACCGGGUUUAAGACUCAAAUUAUUACUUUAAUGGAUAACGCAACCUCUAGUUACAUAAAGGAGACAAAUAGUUAUAUUGGAUCACAACAGAAACUGAUAAAUGAUGAAUUGUUUGGUAAUAUAAGGACUGCAUCAACGUCGGUAAACUCAACUAUAAAUGAUUUCCUAAUGAAAAUGAAUACUACUAUUAACUCAGUAUUUGCUAAUACACCAUUUAGUAAGCCGGUUAAUACAUUAGUAUAUUGUACUAUUGGGAGAAAACUCAUUAAGAUUGAACAAGGAUUAACAUGGAUAGUUGAAAAUUUGUCAGUAUCUCUACCACAGUUACCCAAAAACUUAACCGAAGACUUUAUGACUAACUAUUCCAAAGAUAAUCACGGCAUUCAUAAGCUCACCGAUAACGUCACGAGCGGCAUUACCUUCUUACUCGAUACAUAUAAGAAGAGUUUGCUUAUUGAAUUGUAUAUAUCCUCUGCUAUACUAGGAAUCUGGAUUUUGCAAAUAAUUAUAGGACUCACAUUAAUAUGGUAUAGAAGCUCCUCAAACUGCAAAGCACGCAAACCUGAAAAGAUACAAGGGGAACCAACGAUCGGAAACCCUAAACCCUUGACAACAGAACAAAGAAAGGAAUAUGGUUAUCCUCAUAUAGAUCCCUUUAAUGAAAAGGUUGACGCGAGUUCAAGUAUAUAUUCGUUGUAA
Messenger RNA from Debaryomyces hansenii CBS767, 1938 nucleotides. It is a transcript of the gene PRM1, whose product is annotated as pheromone-regulated protein. Gene Ontology annotation, cellular component: mating projection tip. The record is from RefSeq and is a predicted model, not a curated record. The coding region runs from base 1 to 1938 and encodes 645 amino acids. The transcript has a single exon. Lineage: Eukaryota; Fungi; Ascomycota; Pichiomycetes; Serinales; Debaryomycetaceae.